ACUGUUGUAUUUAUUUUGGCCUGCGUCUUUUCUCCCCUCAGAGAUGUUUCGUUUGCCGUCAGUCAUGAAGCAGGUGAGGCCCGUGUGCAGGGCGCUGGCUCCUCACCUGACGCGAGCCUACGCCAAAGACGUCAAAUUCGGAGCAGAUGCUCGCGCCCUCAUGCUGCAGGGAGUGGACCUGCUGGCCGACGCGGUGGCGGUCACUAUGGGCCCGAAGGGUCGCACCGUCAUCAUCGAGCAGACCUGGGGCAGCCCGAAGGUCACCAAGGACGGCGUGACGGUGGCCAAGAGCAUCGACCUGAAGGACAAGUACAAGAACAUCGGUGCCAAGCUGGUGCAGGACGUCGCCAACAACACCAACGAGGAGGCCGGUGACGGCACCACCACCGCCACGGUGCUGGCUCGCGCCAUCGCCAAGGAGGGCUUCGACAACAUCAGCAAAGGCGCCAACCCCGUGGAGAUCCGCCGCGGAGUCAUGAUGGCCGUAGAAACCGUCAUCAACGAGCUGAAAAACCUCUCCAAGCCCGUCACGACACCUGAGGAGAUCGCACAGGUCGCUACAAUCUCAGCCAAUGGAGACGUGGAGAUCGGCACCAUCAUUUCUAACGCCAUGAAGAAAGUCGGCCGGAAGGGAGUCAUCACCGUCAAGGACGGGAAAACUCUGCACGACGAGCUGGAGAUCAUCGAGGGGAUGAAGUUUGACCGAGGUUACAUCUCCCCGUACUUCAUCAACACGGCCAAAGGUCAGAAGUGCGAGUUCCAGGACGCCUACCUGCUGCUGAGCGAGAAGAAGAUCUCCAGCGUCCAGAGCAUCGUGCCCGCUCUGGAGAUCGCCAACCAGCACCGCAAACCGCUGGUGAUCGUGGCCGAGGACGUGGACGGAGAGGCGCUCAGCACCCUCGUCCUCAACAGGUACAGGAGAGCUUUUUAUACGAGCUGAAAGCAGCGAAUGUGUAACAGAAACUCUCUGAAACCUGAGAAAAUCAGCCUGAUUUCUCUCAAAAACAUGGCAGGAGGACAAUGAGC
This is a messenger RNA of Plectropomus leopardus (leopard coralgrouper), 1026 nucleotides long. NCBI's taxonomy places the organism in Eukaryota, Metazoa, Chordata, Actinopteri, Perciformes, Serranidae. The record is from RefSeq and is a predicted model, not a curated record.